CAGAAGAGGAAUGAAGGAAGAGGGAAAAGCAGAACGAGAGAAACCACAAAACUGCACCUGAACUUCAGGAGGUAACCAGUCAGCCAGGUAGUUCGUCAAACCACGAAGUUAGGUAGUUUGUCAGUUAAUCAGUUAGUCAGUCAUUUAGUAAAACUUCAGUAAAGUUUUUAGUUGACUGGUUAUUUUGUUAUUUAGUCAGUCGGUUAGUUAGUUUGUUAGUUAGUUAGUCAUUAUUCAUUCAUUCAGAUAUUAAUUUGGGUAGUCAGUCAGUUAGCCAGUUAGUUGGUUAAGAGUCUUAUAGUUGGUUCAAUGGUUGGUCAGUCACUUAGUUGGUGGUUAGUUAAUCAUUUAGUCAGUUAAUCAUCUAGUGUGCUAUUGGUUUAGUCAGUCUUCCAGUUAGUUAGUUAGUGAGCCAAUCAGUUGGCCACUUCUAAGUUUUACUCAGUCAGUUUUUCAGUCAGUUAUUCAGGCGGGAAUGCAGUUAGUAAUUUAACAACCAAGACAACAACAGCAAGUCAGAGUCACCCAUCCACCCCUGCAGCCAGUCAGCUGGUCCGUGAGGGGAGUGACUUUCUGCUCUGCUGCCUCCAGCUGAAUGGUAGUCAGUCAUCCACUCAUCCAGUGAUCCAGCUUCCCACUCAGUCAGUCAGUCAGUCAGUCAGUCAGUCAGUCAGACAGACAGACAGUCGGUGGGUGUAGAUGCAGGGCUGCUGGUCAGCUGCUCGGGACGCCUCAUAUCUUCCUCAGGAUCUCACACUGUUGAAUCAGCAGAGGAGCCGCAGAGAGGUUUAUUGCGGUCAUCACUAUGACUGAUGGGGAUUAUGACUACCUUAUAAAGCUCCUUGCCCUGGGGGACUCCGGCGUGGGGAAGACCACCUUCCUGUACCGAUACACAGACAACAAGUUCAACCCCAAGUUCAUCACCACAGUCGGCAUCGACUUCAGGGAAAAGAGAGUGGUGUACACGGCGUCCAACCCCAAUGGGACGACCACAGGGAAAACCUUUAAGGUUCAUCUUCAGCUCUGGGACACAGCUGGACAGGAGAGGUUCCGCAGCCUGACGACGGCGUUCUUCAGAGACGCCAUGGGGUUCCUGCUGAUGUUUGAUCUCACCAGCCAGCAGAGCUUCCUCAAUGUCAGAAACUGGAUGAGCCAGCUACAGGCCAACGCCUACUGUGAGAACCCAGAUAUUGUGUUGGUAGGAAACAAAGCAGACCUGGCCGACCAGCGGGAGGUUCAGGAGAAACAGGCCAAGGAGCUGGCAGAUAAAUACGGGAUCCCGUACUUUGAGACGAGUGCAGCGACAGGAGCAGAGGUGGACAAGGCGGUGAUAACACUGCUGGACCUGGUCAUGAAGAGGAUGGAGCAGUGCGUCGACAAACCGCCCGCCGAGCCCGCCAACGGGAACGGGGCCACAAAGCUCGGUGAAGCACAGCCCAACGAGAAGAAAUGUGCAUGUUAGAUCGAGAGGCGAAUCAGGAAAACAACCAGUCAGCGCUCCUCCAUUAUCUGUCCUUUCUACUCGUCACAUUCCCUCUGUCUUUUUGCUUUCCUCCCUCUGUCAUCUUUGAUUGCAUGUUUCUUUGUCUUCUCUUCACUUCCUCCUCUCUAAAACUAGCCUUUAACCACCUUCUCAAUUCUUUCUUUUCCUCCCAAACUGUCUGCCUCUCUGGCUACGAAACAACCCUACCCCCCUCUAGUGGAUAUUCAAGAUAUCACAGUCUCAGCCUGUCUGCCUCUCAUCUCGGUUUAGGAAGUUAAAACAGGAGGGGAGAGUUUCAUCACUGUCAAACACAUGAUGUGCCUCGUUAAAACAUGCAGCCUGGGAAUUAAGCUCUGCGUGCUCCCACUUUCUCUGCUCACAAGUGGUUUGAAUGAUUUAAAUGGCUCUAAACAGAUGUUUAAAACUUUAAUUUCAACUCUUUUCAUCACUUUGUAUCAGGGGAAAGAUUUUGCUUCCUGUUUAGGUCGUACAGUCUAAUCUGGGCCAUAAAGAGUUUAACAUCGAGCUGUGUAUCUGUAUCGAUUCCUGAAGCCUUUCCCCCUGGACCAGGCUGAGCAACUGUGUGACAAAUGUGUUUUUAUUCUUACUUUUUCCCUGUUUCACACUGUGUUCUAUGCUGUACCCGUAUUUGUCAAAAAAAUAUAAUUUUUCACAACAGUUUUGCGUGGUUCAGUGAUGCUAGACGUUUGCUAAAAAUGCAUCAAAUUGUGUUUUGUAUAAUUAGCUACGGGGUCUUGUAGGAGAUCUUCAACAUCUGAGGGAUAAUGGCUGGUGACAGGUGAUUAGCAGAGGAGGGUAAAAAGCCCGUGGAGUUUAUUUGUGGCAUACCCCUCACUGACAUGUAUUAGCAGCUAAUGUAGCUAGCCACAAACUAGUUAACGUAGAGUAGCCUACAGUGCCUGGCAGUGUUAGCAGUGAGGCGGGCUGCAUGCUUAUAUUAAGAAAAGCAUCUGAGGAGUAUUUUUGGAGUAAAGACACUAUAUAUAGUUUCAGUAACUUUCAAAUGGAAACGCAUCACAUGGGGGAAAAAAACUUUUUGUAUCAGUCUUCCCGCCACACAGCCAACAUCGUAUUAUCCACAACAGCUCUGUUUGUUCAAGGUUGUUGUGACUGUUGAGUAAUUACUCUCUGUGCCAAGACUUGUAGUUUUCUCUGGAGGAGCACUCAUCCAUCUUUAUAUCUGACUUUUGAUACCAAAACAAUAGCAUGUGGAAAAUUAAGCUUACAUACACUGCUGUUUUCUUUUUUGUCUGUUUGUACAGAAUUGCCAUAUGAUUGAUUAGAUGAUUAGAAAUAGCAUUUUUUUGGAUACUUUGGGUAAUUUUACAUUACAUAUAACAUUAAAUUUUUACAUAUACAUGUUGGACACGGCUAACCUCCAUGAUGGUGUCAGACUUGGCUGAUUGCAGGUUUCAUAUCGUAGGAUGAAUAUGGGUACAGCAUGUUACAUGUGCAAUGGAGGAAAACAGCCUACAUUUUAUAUCAUUAAAGACCAGAUCAUAGACCAGGAGAGACGUAUUGUUCCAAAUUGAUCUACUGCCUUGUCUUUUAAAGCGUUAUUCCACUGUGGAAGGACAGACUUAAUCUCUGUUGGAGAUUGAGGCAUGUCAGCUAUAUUGAUUGCUCUGGGGGUCCAGUGUCACCAUCACUUACUAACAUUUAACUGAAAACUUUAAAGAUAGAACCAACUUGGCAUUUGAGUCAGUUAUACCUGCACUGAAAGGUGAGUGGAGAGGAUAAUCUUAUCUAAUCAGAAUCCUUUUUUUUUUUAUCAUGGAAAUCAUGAAACCUUUCUGAGAACGGAUAAAAUGCCAAACGUCAGUCAGGUGACGUUAGAUCUCCAGGGCAGCUGAUUUUAUAGUUUGACCUUCUGUUUUAACAGAUAAUCAGACAAAGUGAAAUAUCGCUUUAAGGCCCCAUACAUGACCAAUGUUGUUAGAGUAUAAACCAAUUAUUUAUAUUAAAAGAAAUGUAAAACUAGUAUCUCUGUUUUCAUAUUUCACAUUUUUUCUCAUAUCCUUCUCACACUCAUUUCUUCUUUUUGAUGUUUCAUGUCCAUCAGGCGCAAAUGAUCUAAACUGCAUUUAUAUAUGUGAUAUAUUUUUUUCAUUGCUAUUGUGCUCUUAUCUAAUCCCAUAAUUACAAAUUUAGUAGCAUAAUGUGUCUCUAACCUGAAGAAUAUUAACUCCUGAAGAAAUACAGUAGAAAUAAUUUGCUCAACACUUGAAGUGACUGUGGACCGACUUUUUGUCCUGACCGUUGGUGUGCAGAAAACCCAGUGAAAUCGUGGCAUAGUGAAACUAAAUUCCACUUCAGAGUUCAGUGUAAAAGGAUGCUGUUGUACCAUGAUGCUUGAGAACACUGAAAAACAUCCAUCAGUAGAAGCCAUUUAGAUGGAAAUGACUAUAAAAAUACAGUUUAAGUGUCAUAAUCAGCUUCAGUCCUGAGAUAAUCUCUUUUGUUUUAAUUGCAUCUAAACAAUUUUCCUCUUGUCAAGUAACACCUUGAUCUGCCUUACUUCAUGAAAAAUCUUGAGGUGCACCAGAAUCAAGGGAAAUUAUCUUUUUCCAUCAUUGCCAUUAUUGCUUGCCACCUGCUGCCAAUUAAACCUCAUUUUGUCUUUCAGUUUUUGUCCCAGCUCACAGCUGUUUAGUGUUAAGACAACUGCAGGUUGGUUUUCUAAGCAGUGACGCCAAAUGGGUCAACAGUAAUGUUAAUGGAAAGCUAAAGCAUAGAGCUUUGGCUUCACCUCAUCACAUAUAUUUUAUCUGACAACGAAGCAUUUGAUUUCUUCAAACUCAAACCUCAUUCUGCUUUUCACUCAGAGAGAAAAAAACUGCCGUCACAGUUAAAAAAUAUAUGUUUUUGUAUCUGUUCUGUAUUUGCCAACAGCUGAUCUCAGUGCCAUAUUAAACACUAAUAAGGAGAUAGAUGGAUAGACAGACAGAGCUGGCUCAUAUUAUAACAAAGUCUCCCAGUUAUUUAGCAGCAUAAUAGUGAUAAUUUUCCCAGAAAAUAUUGUUGUUUGCACUGUUUCAGCUCAUCAUUUACAUACUUUUUUGUUCAGAUCUGUAAAUUGUAUCUUUUAUUAUGGUUCUAAUGUAUGUAAUCAUAGUGUACAGGUUAUAUUAGCCCCCUUAUAUAUUUUUUUUCUAUACAUAUUUCUAAACAUUUAACACUGCACUUGCUAUAGGUUUUGUUUGUUUCCUUUGCUGCAGCUUUCAUUCAUGAAGCAAGUCCUGUUACAGUAAUGCAAGUGAUACUUCAAUAGAAUCAUAUAAUUAAGACUUGGGUGGCUGAAACUGAAGUGGAAAGAGCUGAAAACGGCACCGACAUAUUAUCAUUAUAAAGUUGUCUUGACUAAGGUGUUGCCUAGUUACACAUCAAGCACCUCUAUACCAACCCUUGACAAAAAUAUGUGGCUCUUUACCUGCUAAAUGCCCAAGUUUGAUGUUACUGACACUGUUGAAUGAACUUACCCACCAUGCUGUACUGAAAGCAGAUUCAUGUGGUCAUUAAAUGAUUCAAAUUCAGAUGUUCCCCCUUUCUUCAUCAGCUAGUUGCUAACUUUGUCUGUAUGCUGUUUGAUGCUGGGCAGGUAGAGUACAGUGGAUUUAUGUGACCUUGUUUUCUGACAACAUCCGCCUGCCGCUGGGUCGAUGAGAGACCGAACCAGACAGUAAAUAUGCAGUAAAACCAAAACGAUGAGCUGAAAGAGGCUAAAAAAAAGCCUCAUAACAUGCUGCAUAAUUCACUCUGGGUUCACAACGACUGUCACCUUUCAAAAUACAUGUAGUAAUGUCAUCCAUUAUUUCCAUGAAAAUAUUGACUAAUGCAUCUUUAAAAUGUCUCAUAUGUGUCUUUAAAUCUUUUAGUAAGGUUACCGUGUGUUGAUUUCAUAAAAGCCACUCGUCAGGUUUGUAAGUUGCUUCAGUUUUUUAUAAAAUGUCCAUGUUUUCUUUGUAAAACUUAAGUGAAACAAUUAAAUUAUGAGGUAGAAAGAAGGUUAGUUGCCCAUAAAUGUCAUACAGCCUUACUGAUCAAGAUGACUGGCGACUAAUUUAGAAUUAAUUCAUUUUGCAUUGUUAAAACAAAUGACACAGCACUCAAAUGAAUCCUUAAGAUAUAACCAAGCUCAAAUUAAACAAAGCAAGGGGACAAAAUCAACUUAAGCAUAGACUGUACCAAAUUAAUAGUUAUGAUUGGAAUUGAUUUUCUUAUUUGAAAUUUUCUCAGUCCAAAUUUCCUGGGCAGGUGCCUCCAGAUGCAUAUCUUACAUCUUCAACCAAUGCCUUUUAAUCAUGACAAUCUCUUGAACCAAUUUGCCAGCUUUUAUCUUUGACUUCCUUCUUAUGUUGCUUCUUACUAUCGUUUUUAUCAAAUUUCAUUUGAAUUUGUAGAAUAUGUUUGUCCCUUUUGCUUAAAUCUAGUAUUCAGUUGUGCCACAGUUGUGUCUUACGUUUACUUCACUGUCUUAAAUCAUGUUUUAAGAAAGCAUCUCUUUCAUAAACCUUCUCAGUCUUUAAUGUAGUUUUUGAAUUCACUUUGAAAGUUUACACUGUUUGAAGAGUCAUGUUGUGCCUGUUAUUAACUCUUCUGUCUGAUCCUCUGUAAAGUUUGUGAGCUACUGAAUAUUUUAAUGCAUUAUUGAUAAUAGAUAACAAAACAGAGGAAAAAGAGAACAGUAGUCCUUAUGUUGUUUUUGUGCUCAAUAUAUCAAAACAACUAAUCAAUCCAAGUACCUCCAAGAGCUUUUAUUUUUGGAAAUCCUCUGUGUGUGAAUUCUCUCUGAUGCCUGCGGUUUGUACACGUUUGUUCAGUUUUCACUGUGUGUAUCGAUGCCUGUGUGUGUUUGUUGGGUUUGUUGCACUGUUAGCAUGUUUGACACCACAAGAAUGGAAUGACCUGUGAUGCGUUUAGUGUUUCUGAUGUCAGAGCUGCAAAUAAAUCUCUGUGUUUGUUUUUA
Molecule: messenger RNA, 6470 nt
Organism: Seriola aureovittata
Lineage: Eukaryota; Metazoa; Chordata; Actinopteri; Carangiformes; Carangidae
Gene: rab27b
Product: RAB27B, member RAS oncogene family
Exons: 7
Coding region: 806-1462 (218 amino acids)
Biological process (GO): positive regulation of exocytosis; melanosome transport
Cellular component (GO): melanosome; secretory granule
Molecular function (GO): GTP binding; GTPase activity
Source: RefSeq, a predicted model, not a curated record